AUGGACACUGCCAGGGACUAUGCCGGAGUCCUGAUGAGGUUUGUUCUCAGGGCGUCCCCACGACUACGAGGGGACCCCCCGGUUCGCUCCUGCUUCAGCCAGGGUUUGCCCCAUCCUUUUGUCCUCGGCGGGCUCCGCGCUCUCUGCGACCAGUCCCUGGCAGUAGCCUUGCCGGCCAUGCCCCAUCCGUGUCCUGCCUGCAGCUCCCUGACCAAGUCUAAGGCUGACUCAGGCUCCAGGUGUGCCUGGUCGGGAAGGGUGGCCAUACUUCACCCACCUGCUGGUGCUGCUGCUGCUUCUCGAAGGAUUCCACAGAACAGCUCAGGGGCUUUCUUGCGGGUCGCUGUGGCGCCGUCAGUCUGUGCACGAACUGUAAAGGAUUAAACUCUUAUCAGUAAAACCCUGGAUGCCCUAGCAAUUACUACAGGCCUGGUUACUUUGGUGUUGGAAGAAGAUGGCACAGUUGUAGAUACGGAAGAAUUCUUUCAGACCCUAGGAGACAAUACACAUUUCAUGAUCUUGGAAAAAGGGCAGAAGUGGACACUGGGUCCUAAAUAUGCUACUCAGAAGCAAAAAAGGUCUGGAAUAGCAAGGGUCACUUUCGAUUUGUAUAAGAUGAAUCCCAAAGACUUCCUUGGAUGCUUAAACGUGAAAGCCACCAUGUAUGAGAUGUAUUCUGUGUCCUAUGACAUCCGAUGUACAUCAGCCAAAGCUGUGCUGAGGCAGUUGUUGCGGAUUAUGUCCUAUGCUGCCCAAGUCACCGGACAGUUUCUUGUCUAUGGCGGGUCUUAUAUGUUGCAUGUGCUUAACGACAGUGAGGAUUCCGUCCCUCUUCAGAAACCAAGCACCAAGGGGUGGCUUCUAUAGGGGGACAAUGCCUUACAUUGAAGGGAUUGUAGAUGGCUCCUUUAGUUUUUCUUUCCCCAAUAUUAACUUUUAAAUGAUUGGUUUCAAGGAUGCCCACUUACAUUCUUAAAUACAUCAUUUGCUAAGAGUUGGCCAUUGCUGCUCUGUGCUAAUGAUCCAGGCAAAAGGUAGCUUUGGCCAGCCUUUUAUUUCCUAGGAAAUUCCUUUAUAUUUCAUGAAAGGGGUGCUGGACAGAAAGUGAACCUGGAAGAAAGGGUACACACAAAUAGCCUCUAGGGACCUAAAUGGGAAGAGGAAGAAUACUUUGUGGAACACUAGAAGUCGUACUCAAUAAAUACACUAUUCAAUGAA
Messenger RNA from Gracilinanus agilis (Agile Gracile Mouse Opossum), 1218 nucleotides. RefSeq names its product cell death inducing DFFA like effector a (gene CIDEA). Gene Ontology annotation, biological process: regulation of apoptotic process; apoptotic process. The transcript has 6 exons. The record is from RefSeq and is a predicted model, not a curated record. Lineage: Eukaryota; Metazoa; Chordata; Mammalia; Didelphimorphia; Didelphidae.